AUGAUUAUAACUGAACAUUUGGAGACUAGAAGCCAUCUUAGGAAAGACGAUGAACAAGAGCAGCUGCUGAUGUGUGUAUUGGGACCAGGUGGCACAGGAAAAUCACAGUUGAAGAAGGGUGUUCCCGAGAAAGAAAUUCAGUGCGAAGUUGGCCGAUCGUUAUGGCUCCAAAUCAAUACGUGUGUAGAAUUAACUCAGCAAAUGCGAACCGAAGAUGAAACAUUUCACGCUCUGCUCGGACGACUACGUCGAGGCGAAUGCACAGAUGCAGAUUAUGAAUUACUACAAACUCGUGUCGUUGGUGGCGGUGAAGUUGAAUCAUUAAACACGAUCGACUGGAAACAAGCAUCAAUUUUCAUUCAUCCAGGAAUGCCGGUGUUAUUGACUGAUAACAUAGCAACAGAGCUCGGUUCAUCAAAUGGAUCAUCUGGAACAUCACUUGUUUAUACAGAACCAACAGAUGAUGAAGACAAAACAAUCAACGAAAAGCAAUCAUCAUCAUCAGUAGGCCUAGCACAACGGAAGCGAUUUACUCCAAAUACCGUCACUCUGAAAUAUCCAGUAUAUGCUCCGAUUGAAAUCCAAAAAUCGAAAAUAAAAUCAGCUCUUGAACCAUUACCUGAGAAAUUAGUUCCUAUACCAACCGUUAAAAAAACAUUUAAAGUCGAUGUGAAAGACUUAUUAUCACCUUCACAAGUAAAGAAGGCUGGCAAUAAAACAAAAAUUAAAGUAACUAGGCAACAGCUUCCAUUCGUUCCUGCUUACUCUCUCACAACUCAUAAAAGCAAGGGACAAACAAUCCCAAAAAUUGUGAUUGAUUUAGUACCAGGAACGAGGCCAAAUGUUGCCCUCACUUACGUCCCGUUAUCAAGAGUAAAAAGACUGAGAGAUUUGGUAAUAUUACGUCCAUUUCUAAAGUCUGUAUUACAGAUAAAACCAAAUCAAGAACAAACAAAAGAAUUACAGAGACUCGAUGAACUAAACAAAUUGACUAAACAACGCUAUGACGCAUUCAAACUUUUAAGAGUCAUAUAA
Molecule: messenger RNA, 1035 nt
Organism: Didymodactylos carnosus
Lineage: Eukaryota; Metazoa; Rotifera; Eurotatoria; Philodinida; Philodinidae
Source: the annotation of a GenBank genome assembly